Spirodela intermedia is the source of this 1289-nucleotide messenger RNA. The record is from the annotation of a GenBank genome assembly. NCBI's taxonomy places the organism in Eukaryota, Viridiplantae, Streptophyta, Magnoliopsida, Alismatales, Araceae.
AUGAUGAUCAUAGCGGCGGCGGCGGCGACGGUGGCGGCGGUGGUGGUGGUGGUACGGCGGUGGUGCUAGACAAAAUCUCCCGACCACCUUCCUCCCACCAUCCUUCUGUUCAGAUGAUGUUAUUAAAAUGGGGGAGAGCACGAGGAAAACGGGGGUCGUGACAUGUUGACAAUAACGCGCUUGGUGCCGACAAAAAGGAAGCCGAUGGGUAUUGGGAGUUGAAAGAUUCCAUCUUACUUAUCCGUCUUCUUGUCUCAAGGGGGGCGGUCAACCCCACCCGAAGUGCCCGUCAGGAGGCGUCGCUAGAAUUGCCAUUAUAUUCAACCGAGCCCAUCGCCGCCCAAUGCUACUCCGGAGAAAUUUGUCUACCCUGAGUUAAGAGGGUAGAUGAGGACGUGUUGGGUCUGCAGUGUGAAAGAAGACCGGGAGUUGGAGGUUGUUGAACAAGGUGAACAUGGCCGGUAAAGAGGAAGAAACCAGAGGAUUUAUUGGGCAGCCAGAAUUACGUAUCCGCAGAAAACAAAGACCAUAAAGACGAGUUAUCCAAAAAGGGAGAGAGAGAGAGAGAGAGAGAGAGAGAGAGAGAGAAAGCUUGAUGAACUGGGAUUGUGAAGUCUUCGUCUUCUGUAACCAAGCGAGAAAAGACACGAUCAAUUUCAAAUGUCUUCCAUCUUAAGAAGUGGAAGAAUUUUAUGAAGCACUGCUGAUUUAAGAUUCAUUAAAUCCCUCGUCAGAACUAGUUUCGACUUUAUUUUUCUCACGGAUAAUGUAAUUAAGCCCCUAACUCAAGAUAUUAAACAAUUUUUUUUUGUUCAUUGCUGCACACAUCAUUCAAUUAUUGACAUAUUAUGUAUAGGAUGUUAUGUGUAGAUAGUAUUUAGUGGGUAUAUGUGCCCAGGUUUCAAUUUGGACCCAGGUUAGGUGGGUCGACGAAAUGCAAGGUAAUAAUAUGACUGCCUGACCAUCAAUAUCAGUCUGACCUUGAAGUUUGAAACAGCAGAAAAUGCCGAGAAGAUACUUUGUGCAAGUUUGCAUGGAAACUGUCUGUGGAAUCAUUGGAACGAAAAGAAGAAGACAAAGGCAUCCUCCCAAGUAUCGCUGUUGUAGUUGGACUCGAUAGGCAGCCGCGAUACUAUCCCAAUGGGAAAAUAAAAUUACAUGGCCAGUUUUCAAGAGUGUGACGGGAGAGAGCGAGAUAGAUGGAUAGAAAAGAGGGAGAAGGAGAGGGAGGGAGGGAGAGAGAGAGAGAGAGAGAGAGAGAGAGAGAGAGGGAGAGAGGGAGAGACUGA